UCUGUCAUUCUGUGUUUGUAUAAAUGUCAUUAUUUGUAUUACAUUUAUAUAUGCUUUUUUGGAAAGUUUUCUUUCCUCAAUUUAAUCAUAAAUCUACAUAAUGGGUCCCAAAAAGAAGAAGGGAGGGGCAGGAAAAACUAAACUAGGCGAACCUGGAUCAUUUCCAACACCUGAAACGAAUAAAGCAUUCCACGAACUUACAAUAAAAGAUUUAAAUCAAAAAUUAGCUCGUCUACGUCAAUCGUAUAAUGAAAUCGAAAAUAAGCUAACCGACACGCAAGAGGAAUUGAAAAAGCUGGAUGAAGAUCGUGCUGAGAUUAUUGCGUUUUUAGAACGUACAUUAUCAGCCAAAACAACAGAAAUUGCUAAGCUAACUGCUAAAAUUAUUCAAAUGGAAGAGGAAAGAGAUGCUGUUAUUCAAAUAUACAAAGACAAAGUAAUUCAAGUUGAACGAGAGUAUAAAAUUAUGCGCCAAGAUCUAAGCUCUAAAAUAAAACUACUUAUGGGCAAAUUGAAUUCUCUUGAAGAAUUUCGAUCUCAACGCAAUGAUUUAAUGGAAAAAUAUGAAAUACAAGAGAAACAUAUUGAAGAACAAGAAGAACGUCAUAAAAAACAGUUAUACGAAGCUGAACGGAAAUUUAUCAUAGGUAAAGAUUUAUUAAAAAAGGAAAUGGAAAACCGAUUAUUACAACUUUCAACUGAUUUUCAAAAAGCAACUGAAAUGAGAAUUGCCGCAACUACACAUCGAGUUAUGCGUGAAAAUAUUGCGUUAAAUAAUGAAUUUGAUUUAAUUUUUUCAACGUUACAACGUCUUGAAGAUGAGAAUGGAAAAUUAAAAUCCGAAGAUAAAGUAUUAAAAUUAUCUGUAAACUUGUUAGAUGAGGAGAAAAGACAAAUUUUUGAGAAAGCGAAUACGCAAGAUAAUCUUAUAAUACGUCUAUCACGUGAACAUGAUUCAAUGGUUAAGAAAUUAACUGUGGCAAAAGACAUAGAAAAAAAAUUGGAAGCUAAGCAAACAGAAUUGUAUGAAUGCAAUAAAACAAUUGGUAGGCUAAAAGCUGAAAAUUCAAAAUUAGAACAGUUUGUACAUCAAGUGAAAUGUGAUAAAUAUAAUGUAGAAACUGAAUACAUGAAUCAGAAAGUAGAAAAUGAACGUAUUAUAGACAUCGUUUAUUGCGUAAUACACACAAUUCAUAAGAUAAUGGAACAUAAAAUUAUAAGUAAUCCACGGAAAAAGUUCCGGCAUCUAUUACAAACAUUGGAUCGUAUUGAUGAAGAAGAACCAGCUCGUAUACUUUCAAUGGCAACUGUUAGUUCUAAGGUACAACCAUAUGCAGAGGAUUUAAGCUAUGUGCUAUUACCAAAAGUGAAAAAACAUACUUACGUAAGAAAUGUUCUUGAUAAAGACACAAGCGUUUCAUCUAGUUUAACCAAAAUGGCACCAUUUGUUAAACACGAACACGUUGAACGAAUAGAAGAAGAAAGUAUUGAAGAAGAACCUGAAAUUGAUGAGGAAGAAUAUGAACAGUCGACGAUAUCAUCUUCAGACGAACGUGAUCUUAUGACGAAUGAAAGUAUAGAUGAAGCUGUAUUUAAAUCAGUACAAGAAGGUGCAGCAGAAGAAGAGGAAGGAUAUCAAACAACUGAACCAGCAGACAUCAUAGACUAUGAAGUGAGUGGUGAAAUUAGAAGCGUAUUUGAUUUUCAUUCAAAGAAAUCGGUUUCAACCAUUUUAGAUAGAAAAGAAAGUGAAUAG
Molecule: messenger RNA, 1756 nt
Organism: Chrysoperla carnea
Lineage: Eukaryota; Metazoa; Arthropoda; Insecta; Neuroptera; Chrysopidae
Product: cilia- and flagella-associated protein 157
Exons: 1
Coding region: 101-1756 (551 amino acids)
Cellular component (GO): ciliary basal body; cilium
Molecular function (GO): microtubule binding
Source: RefSeq, a predicted model, not a curated record